Messenger RNA from Nannospalax galili (Upper Galilee mountains blind mole rat), 5549 nucleotides. RefSeq names its product zinc finger protein 160. The record is from RefSeq and is a predicted model, not a curated record. Lineage: Eukaryota; Metazoa; Chordata; Mammalia; Rodentia; Spalacidae. Gene Ontology annotation, molecular function: RNA polymerase II cis-regulatory region sequence-specific DNA binding; DNA-binding transcription factor activity, RNA polymerase II-specific. Gene Ontology annotation, biological process: regulation of transcription by RNA polymerase II.
CCCGACCCCCAGUGUGACCGGGGAUUUGCAGAGUGGAAGCAGCGAGGUGGAAGAGCAAACACAUUGAGAGGGAGAGGAGAAAUGAUUGGUCCAUACAGCUGACUGAGCAAGGUGAUCCCGCGCUAGGGAGGAUUAACUUCUAAGUACUCAUGUUACCCAAGGAAGAAACCAGAAGGAGGAGAAAGAAGAGAAAAGAAAAGGUGCCAGGGAUGGCUUUCACUCAGGGCCAGUUGACAUUCAGAGAUGUGGCCAUAGAGUUCUCACAGGAGGAGUGGGAAUGCCUGGAUCCUGAUCAGAGAGCUUUGCACAGGGAUGUGAUGUUAGAGAACUACAGAAACUUGGUCUCCCUGGGAGUCAUUCUUCCUAACCUGAAUGUUAUAUCCAUGUUGGAACAACUGAAAGAACCCUGGACUGUGGAGAGGGAGGUGAAAAUAAGCAGAAAACUGAGAGGACAGACAAGAGCCAGACGCAUGAGUGCAGUCAACUCUCCUAAACAUACAUUUAAAGAAAUACCAUCAAAAGGGGACAGCGAUUCUGGAGAAAUAUUCCAGACAGUGAUGUUUGAAAGACAUAAAAACAGUGCCAUUACAGACUUCUCCUUCAAGGAAGUCCAGAAGAACAUACAUGACUUUGAGUUUCAGUGGAAAAACAUUGAAGGGAGUUAUAAACCCAUGCUUGUAAUCCAUAAAGAAAACUUAAAUGGUGGAAGAGAUCAAGAUAGUAGGAAGGAGGCAGGGAACAAAUUUAGGAGAAAUUGGCUUGGAUUAAGCCUCAAGUCACAUCUGCCUGUACCCAAACUAUUUUCAUCUGACGAGGAAAUUGGUAGUAAUGAAGUUGAGAAGCCUACCAGCAAUGAUUCAUUGGGUUUAUCCUCUCCAGAAAUUCCUUCUAGUGUCAAAACACACAUUUCUCAUGAACUCGAGGAUGACUUUUAUUCUUCAUUACUCAUGCAAAGACAAAAGAUACACAUUAAAGAAAAACCUUAUAAAUGUAAUGAGUGUGGGAAGGUCUUCAGUUAUACCUCUUCCCUAGCACAUCAUCGGCGAAUUCAUACUGGAGAGAAACUUUACAAAUGUGUUGAAUGUGGUAAGGCUUUUUUCAGACGUUCUUAUCUUUUGGUUCAUGAGAGACAUCAUACUGGAGCCAAACCUUAUAAAUGUGAUGAAUGUGGCAAAGUCUUUACCCAAAAUUCACACCUCACAAGUCAUCGGAGAAUUCAUACUGGUGAAAAACCAUACAAGUGUAAGGAGUGUGGCAAAGCCUUUAGUGUUCGUUCAAACCUAACUAAUCAUCAGGUAAUCCAUACUGGAGAAAAACCAUACAAAUGUAAUGAGUGUGGCAAGGUCUUUAGUCAAACUUCAAGCCUUGCAAUUCAUCGGAGAACUCACACUGGAGAGAAACCUUACAGGUGCAACGAGUGUGGGAAAGUCUUUAGUUCACAUUCUAACCUAAAUACCCAUCAGAUAAUCCACACUGGAGAAAAACCCUACAAGUGUUCAGAGUGUGGCAAGGUCUUCACUCAGAAUUCACACCUUGCAAAUCAUUGGAGAAUACAUACUGGAGAGAAACCGUACAAGUGUAAUGAAUGUGGGAAAGCCUUUAGUGUGUACUCAAGCCUCACUACCCAUCAGGCAAUCCAUACUGGAGAAAAACCUUACAAGUGUGAUGAGUGUGGCAAGGUCUUCACUCAGAAUUCACAUCUUGCAAGUCAUCGUGGAGUCCACAGUGGGGAGAAACCUUACAAGUGUGAAGAAUGUGGCAAAGUCUUUAGUCAGACUUCAAAUCUUGCAAGACACUGGAGGGUUCAUACUGGAGAGAAGCCUUACAAAUGUAAUGAAUGUGGCAAAGCCUUCAGUGUGCGGUCAAGUCUAACUUCCCAUCAGGUUAUCCAUACUGGAGAAAAACCUUACAAAUGUAAUGAAUGUGGUAAGGUCUUCAGUCAAACUUCAAGUCUUGCAAUUCAUCAGAGAAUUCACACUGGAGAGAAACCUUACAGGUGCAGUGAGUGUGGGAAAGCCUUUAAUUCACAUUCAAACCUUAAUACCCAUCAGGUAAUCCACACUGGACAAAAACCCUAUAAAUGCCAGGAGUGCGGCAAGGUCUUCACUCAAAAUUCACACCUUGCAAAUCAUCGUAGAACCCAUACUGGAGAGAAACCUUACAAGUGUAAUGAGUGUGGAAAAGCCUUUAGUGUGUACUCAAGCCUUACUACUCAUCUGGCAAUACAUACUGGAGAGAAACCUUACAAGUGUGAUGAGUGUGGCAAGGUCUUCACUCAAAAUUCACAUCUAGCAAGUCAUCGUAGGACUCAUACCGGAGAGAAACCUUACAAGUGUGAGAAGUGUGGCAAAGCCUUCAGUGUGCGUUCAAGCCUGACUACGCAUCAGGCAAUCCAUACUGGCGAAAAACCUUACACAUGUAAUGAGUGCGGCAAGGUAUUUAGUCGAAGUUCCAACCUUGCAAGUCAUCGGAGACUUCAUACUGGACAGAAGCCUUACAAAUGUGAAGAAUGUAGCAAGUCAUUUACUGAGUUGUCAGCACUUAGGAAACAUUACAAAACUCACACUGGAGAGAAACUCUACAAAUGUGAAGAAUGUGAAAAGUUCUUUACUCGCAUAUCACAUCUUAGAAAACAUCAAAGAAUUCACAAUAGAGAGAAACCAUACAGGUGUGAAGAAUGUGACAAGUCAUUUACUCAAAUAUCACAUCUUAGAAAACAUUAAAGAGUUCACAUAUGAGAGAAACCCUACAAAUGUAAAGAAUGUGAAAUGCCUUUUCAUCAAAUAGCAAAUCUUAAAGCACAUCAAAGAAUUCACACAGGAGAGAAACCCUUCAAAUGUAAAGAAUAUGGCAAAUCAUUUACUGAUUGCUCAACACAUAGGACACAUUUCAGAAUUCACACAGGAGUGCACCCCUUCAAAUGUGAAGAAUGUGGCAAAUCAUUACUGAUUACUCAACACAGGAUACAUUGCAGAAUUCACACAAGAGAGAAACCCUAUGAAUGUGAAGAAUGUGAAAUGUGUUUUCAUCAUAUAUCAAAUCUUAGAACGCAUUAAAGAAUUCACACAGUAGAGAAACCCUACAAAUGUGAAGAAUGUGAAAGAUCUUUUAUGUGGCCCAGUACAUUAACUUGAUAUCAGAAAAUUCAUACAGAAGAGAAACCCUACAAAUGUGAAGAAUGUGAAAAGUCCUUUAGUCAAGUAUCAAAUCUUAGAGCACAUCAAAGAAUUCAUCCUGGAGGAAGAAAACCAUACAGAUGUAAAGAAUGCGAAAAGUCAUUUUCUACAAACUCAAACCUUAGGAGUCAUUGCAGAAUCCAUACUGGAGAAAAACCCUACAGAUGUGAAGAAUGUGGAAAGUCCUUUAGUCGAGUAUCAAAUCUUAGAGCACAUCAAAGAAUUCAUACUGGAGAGAAGCCCUACAGAUGUGAAGAAUGUGACAAAUUGUUUCCUAUGAGCUCAAAUCUUCAAAGACACCAAAGAAUUCAUACUGGCGAGAAACCCUACAAAUGUACAGAAUGUGAGAAGUCCUUUCGUCAACUAUCACAUCUUACAGUACAUCAAAGAAUCCAUACUGGAGAAAAACCCUACAAAUGUGAAGAAUGUGACAAAUCGUUUACUGUAAGCUCACAACUUAGGAGCCAUCAAAGAAUUCAUUCAAGGGUAAAACCCUUCAAAUGUGAAGAAUGUGAAAAGUCCUUUAGCUGGAUAUCACAAAUUCGGAGACACCAAAGAAUUCAUACUGGCGAGAAACCCUACAAAUGUACAGAAUGUGAGAAGUCCUUUCGUCAUCUGUCAUAUCUUACAGUACAUCAAAGAAUCCAUACUGGAGAAAAACCCUACAAAUGUGAAGAAUGUGACAAAUCGUUUACUGUAAGCUCACAACUUAGGAGCCAUCAAAGAAUUCAUUCAAGGGUAAAACCCUUCAAAUGUGAAGAAUGUGAAAAGUCCUUUAGCUGGAUAUCACAAAUUCGGAGACACCAAAGAGUUCAUACUGGCGAGAAACCCUACAAAUGUACAGAAUGUGAGAAGUCCUUUCACCAACUGUCACAUCUUAGAGCACAUCAAAGAAUCCGUACUGGAUAAAAACCCUACAAAUGUGGAAAAUGUCACAAGUCCUUUACAUAUUGUGAUAGACCAGCUUGGCAGGAGCGCUCAGUCCGACGGGAACAGGGCUUUAAGAGAGUGGGCAAGGAUUCGGCGAAUUGACAAAUAGAAACAGCACAGAAGUUGGUUGAAUCUGAGUGUAUUUUCCAAGCUGCAAGCAUCAGCUUAUACACAGAGCAUAAUUGCAAAAUCUUUCUUUGUUUAAUCAAGCGGUCAACAAUUUUCUGAGAAAAGUUAUUCCGAAAAUAAAAAAAGAGAUGUGAGGAAAAGAUUUUUAUCUAUUAAUUACCUAGUACCAGACAUCAUGUUCCUGUCUGUCCUUUGUUGUUUGGCAACCGUUCUUAUUUUUAAUUAUUUGUGGUUUUACGACUUCCUUUCCCUUUUGGUGGAGCCCAAAGUCUCCCAUUACCUAAUACAUAAGCAUAUCCAUAUUUAGUUCUGACAGUGGGUGGCAGUUUUCUUUUGGUUUUUAUCUUAGAUCCUUUUCCUAUAAUCUUAGCAGCUAAAGGAAUCUUAGCAAGGGGGAUUCCACAAAUAAUUCUUCCUGUUGUAAUUUAUCUAGGACUUUUCAGGGAUUCCUAUUCUUUCCUAAUUUAACUAAUGUCUGAAAUAGAAGAGCAUCUGGAGGAAGUGUACUAUCGGGUGACAGCAUUCCAGAGAAGUCAUCUCUAUCUAAUUUUCUCACAGGCGUGCUCGCUGACCUGAAUAAGGACAAUGAGCUACUUUUGUGAGCCAGGAACACAACACCUGCAAUAAAGAUAAGAGCAAGAGUAGAACAGCCAAGUGCACAGCAAACUUUCUUUCCACAGCCAGUUCCAAGAGGCAAUCUUCCUUGAAGUUUCGGCCUCAGUCCACGGAGAACCUCACGCGGACUCCAUUGGAGAUGGCAUGGCAACACGUAUCAUAUCUUAGAACACCAGAAAGAAUUCAUACCGGAGAGGAGCCCCACAAAUGUGAAGAAUACAAAAAGUUCUUUAAUCAAAUAUGUAAUCCUAGAGUCCAUCAAAGAAAUGACAUCAGAGAAAACCCCUAAGAAUAUGAAGACUGCAUCAAGCCCCUUAAUCAUAUUUCACCUCUUAGAGAACAAUAGAGAAUUAAUAGUGAAGAAAAAUACUACAAGUGUAAAUAAUGUGGCCAGUUCCUUUAUAUGUCAAAUAUUAGAACUCACAGAGAAGUCAUACUGGAGAGCAGGCUACGGAAGUACAGAAUGCAGCAAAACCUUCACCCUGUGCUAAAUACUUAAAAAUCAUUACAGAAUUCAUUAUAGAGAGACUCUUUUAAAGGUAGUUAUAAUGAAGAAAACUUUGAUAAGUAAAUCCUAGAAAACAGAAUUUAUACUGACGCCAAAGCUUAGAACUAAAUUUGGUGAAGCAAAAUCUUCAACAAAAGCUAUUUCUGUUCAACAUGAGAUGACUCAUAUGUGGGAGAAACUAGAUAUAUAAA